This is a messenger RNA of Durio zibethinus, 860 nucleotides long. Its product is annotated as vacuolar protein sorting-associated protein 2 homolog 3-like. NCBI's taxonomy places the organism in Eukaryota, Viridiplantae, Streptophyta, Magnoliopsida, Malvales, Malvaceae. The record is from RefSeq and is a predicted model, not a curated record. Gene Ontology annotation, biological process: vacuolar transport.
AAAAAGGCCGGAGACAAGAAAAAGCCCGCAAAUUUCCAGGCAACUUCUCCCGCAUUGGAACCAAACACUGUUUUUCUUGUUCCCGUAAAGAUAUCUCCAAAACCUCCUCUACCGAAAAGGCCAUUUGAAAUCACCAAACAAAGGAAAAAAAAAAAAAGGAAAAUGAGCAUCUUCAGCAAAAAGCCCAAUCCCAAAGACGCUCUUCGUGAGAGUAAGAGAGAAAUGGCUCAUGCUACUAGAGGUAUAGAGAAGGAAAUAGGAGCCCUACAAUUAGAGGAAAAGAAACUUGUUGCUGAAAUCAAAAGAACUGCAAAAACCGGAAAUGAGACAGCAACUAAAACUCUAGCCCGGCAGCUAGUCAGGCUUAGGCAGCAGAUAACUAAAUUACAGAGUAGUCGAGCUCAAAUGAAAGGCAUUGCAACUCAUACGCAGGCAAUGCAUGCUCAAUCUUCAGUUGCCGUUGGCAUGAAAGGUGCCACCAAGGCAAUGUCAGCUAUGAAUAAGCAAAUGGCCCCUGAAAAACAAGUGAAGGUUAUACGGGAAUUUCAGAAGCAGUCUGCACAGAUGGAUAUGACCACUGAAAUGAUGUCAGAUGCUAUAGAUGAUGUUCUGGAUGAUGAUGAGGUGGAAGAUGAGAGUGAGGACCUAACGAAUCAGGUUCUAGAUGAAAUUGGUGUUGAUGUUGCCACUCAGUUAUCAUCAGCUCCUAAAGGUAGAAUUGCAGGAAAGAAUACCGAAGGUGUUGGCAGUUCGGGUGUUGAUGAGCUUGAGAACCGGUUGGCAGCUCUUAGAAAUCCAUGAGCUGAAGACAGAAAACUCCAGCUUUUCCUUCAUUAAUCUAUUGAGUUAUUCCCUACAAU